CGCACAGCGCCAGACCGGGCAACGGAGCGCCGAGCGCUUCUCCUGCCGUGUCCCCGCCCAGGUGCGUGGAUCGAGCGCCGAGCGGCGGAAGAUGUCGGAGAAACUGCAGAAGAGCGUGAAAAUUGCUCCCGGCGCCGUGGUCUGUGUGGAAAGUGAGAUCCGGGGAGAUGUAACUAUUGGACCUAGGACAGUGAUUCAUCCAAAAGCACGGAUCAUUGCAGAAGCAGGACCAAUAGUGAUUGGUGAAGGCAACCUAAUAGAAGAGCAAGCACUUAUCAUAAAUGGAUUUCCUGAAAAUAUCACACCAGACACCGAAGGAAUGGAACCAAAACCAAUGGUCAUUGGCACCAAUAAUGUUUUUGAAGUUGGUUGCUUUUCACAAGCCAUGAAAGUGGGUGAUAACAAUGUAAUUGAAUCAAAAGCAUUUGUGGGCAGGAAUGUGAUUCUGACCAGUGGCUGCAUCAUUGGGGCCUGCUGCAAUGUCAACACAUAUGAAGUUAUCCCUGAGAACACUGUGAUCUAUGGAGCUGACUGCCUGCGUCGAGUCCAGACUGAGCGUCCCCAGCCACAAACGCUGCAGCUGGAUUUCCUGAUGAAAAUCCUGCCAAAUUAUCACCAUUUAAAGAAGACUAUGAAAGCAGCAUCUACUCCUGUUAAGAGCUAAGAGUUCUCCCAUCAAGAUAUAUUUCCCUCUUCUGCUCCAACUGAUUUAGGAACUUUUCUUUCAAUUUCCAGCUCUGUG
This is a messenger RNA of Gavialis gangeticus (Gharial), 742 nucleotides long. RefSeq names its product dynactin subunit 6 (gene DCTN6). The transcript is spliced from 7 exons. Gene Ontology annotation, molecular function: dynein complex binding. Gene Ontology annotation, cellular component: dynactin complex. The coding region runs from base 92 to 664 and encodes 190 amino acids. NCBI's taxonomy places the organism in Eukaryota, Metazoa, Chordata, Crocodylia, Gavialidae. Gene Ontology annotation, biological process: mitotic spindle organization. The record is from RefSeq and is a predicted model, not a curated record.